Oppiella nova is the source of this 1056-nucleotide messenger RNA. The record is from the annotation of a GenBank genome assembly. NCBI's taxonomy places the organism in Eukaryota, Metazoa, Arthropoda, Arachnida, Sarcoptiformes, Oppiidae.
CCCAUCUCAUGGCUUAUACACGACAUCGAAAGCGCUAAACUAAUCGGACAGAAGUCGGACUUCACUAACAAAGACUUUAUGCCCAUCUCAUGGCUUAUACACGACAUCGAAAGCGCUAAACUAAUCGGACAGAAGUCGGACUUCACUAACAAAGACCUGAAAGAAGAUAUGAUGACAUCGGAUAUGACGCCAGACAUCAACGGAAACUUCAACAGAGAGUCCAAAAGGGAUGUAUACGAGGGACAGGACUCCAGGAAACACAUCACAAAUCGGGUGUCCGACAGUCACACCACCAGUGAAUCGAUCACAGAUAUGGAUGAAGGGAUCACCACUGAAAUGGUGCCCACGAAUAAGGAACCGGCAUUAAAACAGACUAUAAAAGACGAUUUGUUCACAAAUUCAGACAUGAGAUUAGCACUCGAAUCAAAUCGUUAUAAAUGGUUAGCAAAGAAACAGUUGGACGAAGAGAUUAUGUACUCACCGGAGGUUUGGCGCAAACAGGAGGACUUUAUGCCCAUCUCAUGGCUUAUACACGACAUCGAAAGCGCUAAACUAAUCGGACAGAAGUCGGACUUCACUAACAAAGACUUGAAAGAAGAUAUGAUGACAUCGGAUAUGACGCCAGACAUCAACGGAAACUUCAACAGAGAGUCCAAAAGGGAUGUAUAUGUGGGACAGGACUCCAGGAAACACAUCACAAAUCGGGUGUCCGACAGUCACACCACCAGUGAGUCGAUCACAGAAAUGGAUGAAGGGAUCACCACUGAAAUGGUGCCCACGAAUAAGGAACCGGCAUUAAAACAGACUAUAAAAGACGAUUUGUUCACAAAUUCGGACAUGAGAUUAGAGGUCUAUGAGUUGCCCGGUGCUAACAAAUACAUGGGUUUGGCCAGCAAUAGGACGGUUGUCCACAAAGCACCCGAAGUACAGCCAACGGUGCCUUCAAAGACACAAAUGUUGAAAAAUAACGUUAAAGUCUCGGAAAACUCCAAAAAUAACUACUAUUUUAAGAAUGUUCUCAACAGAAGGGCAUUGAAAACGAAAAAAUGGUUUUGA